AUGGACACUACGAGUGACUUUAGCCCGUACCGCGCGGACGGCAAGCUUUACGGCUUUGUCUGCGUCGUGACGGGUGCUUCACAGCCGGUGGGACAGGCCAUCAUCGAGGAGUUGGCGACUCACGGCGCCGCCUCGAUUUACGCCUGCGACCAUUCGGCCAGCGACGAGAGCUACGCACCCUUGCUCCGCAAGCUGGCGCAGCACGCGCCCAACACCAAGAUCAUCCCGUACCCGUUCCACAUUGCCAAGGAAGAGGACACGCUGACGCUCAUCGACGAGAUCCUCGCGGCGUUCGGCCGGCUCGACGUGUGGGUGUCGUCCUCGGGCCUGCUGGGCCCGGCCGCCAUCUCGGAGACGACGCCGCAGGACCUGCAGCGGUGCUUCGAGGCACACUCGAUGGCGCCCUUUUACGCACUCAAGUACGCGCCGCCGGCCAUGGGCAAGCUGACGGAGAAGCAGGCGUACCCAAACGCGGCACCCAAGACGCAUUCGUACGGCAGCGUCAUCGUCGUGGGCAGCGUCGCGGGGACGUAUGGCGGGUGCUGGGGCCCGGCCUACACCAUGGCGUCGCACGCGGCGCUGGGCGUCGUGAGGGCCGGCGUCGCUGUGCUCAAGGGCACGGGCGUCAGGGUGAACUGCAUUUCGCCGGGUCAGAUUGACGUCGGGGUUGACCUGCACGGGACCGACGUCAAGGGGAUGAAUGCGCAGUUCCCUCCGGCGAGCUUGCAGACCAAGGAAGCGUCGGAGGCGACCGUCGGCUUGGAGCGGGCGGGGAACCCCGAGGAGGUCGCGAGAGUCGCGGGCUUCCUGGCCUCGGGCUUCUCGUCGUACGUCAACGGUGCCAACCUCAUCGUGGACGGCGGUGCAUCUGUCAUGAACCCUCUGACGAUUCCCAUCUAA
This is a messenger RNA of Verticillium dahliae VdLs.17, 900 nucleotides long. RefSeq lists its product as uncharacterized. Gene Ontology annotation, biological process: phytol metabolic process. Gene Ontology annotation, cellular component: peroxisome. Bases 1 to 900 code for a protein of 299 amino acids. Gene Ontology annotation, molecular function: trans-2-enoyl-CoA reductase (NADPH) activity. Lineage: Eukaryota; Fungi; Ascomycota; Sordariomycetes; Glomerellales; Plectosphaerellaceae. The transcript has 6 exons. The record is from RefSeq and is a predicted model, not a curated record.